Messenger RNA from Dromaius novaehollandiae (emu), 2949 nucleotides. Its product is annotated as sucrase-isomaltase, intestinal-like. Lineage: Eukaryota; Metazoa; Chordata; Aves; Casuariiformes; Dromaiidae. The transcript is spliced from 23 exons. Gene Ontology annotation, molecular function: alpha-1,4-glucosidase activity; carbohydrate binding. Gene Ontology annotation, biological process: carbohydrate metabolic process. Bases 40 to 2775 code for a protein of 911 amino acids. The record is from RefSeq and is a predicted model, not a curated record.
AGAUAGAAAAAUUUGCAAUGCUUCAUGUUACUCGCCUGAAUGAGUGCUUAUCGUGCCUCUGCCUUGUAUAAAAGACAACACGUAGCGUGCAGAAGUUGGUGGUUGACCAUGGGGAGAAUCAAGAGUCUCUGCUUCUUGGCUGUUGUGCUAGCAGUCCUAGGACAGAGCUUUUGCUCUGGUGAAGACCCACAAUGCUCCGGGGAUAUUCCAGUUAAGAGACGCAUCGACUGCCACCCGCAGCCCGGGGCUUCCCAGGAGAACUGCGAAGCACGGGGCUGCACGUGGUGUUCCACCGACGUGCUAAAUGCCCCCUGGUGCUUCUUCCCAGAAGACAGUCCCUAUGGCUAUUCUCUAAGCGGGAAUGUAGAAAAGACAGCUAAAGGCCAGAGGGUAACACUGAACAAACGCCAGGCAUUGUCGCUGUUUGGAAAUGACAUUUCUCCUGUUGUCAUAGAUGUGGAGUUCCAGACAAGAGACAGACUCAGGUUUAAAAUUUAUGAUCCUAACCACCAGCGAUUUGAAGUUCCGCUCAAGAUUGAAUCCCCUUCUGUUGCUGCUGAUGACACCAGCUAUGACAUCGAGUUCGCCGAUGACACCUCUUACUUCAGAAUCAAGAGGAAAAGCACUGGCACAGUGCUGUGGGAUGCCUCCCUGGCUGAUCUGAUUUUUUCCAACCAGUAUCUACAGAUUACAACUACUGUGCCAUCCACCUCAGUGUACGGGUUUGGUGAACACGAGCACCCGUCCUUCAAACACAGCAUGGACUUCGCUACCUACGGCAUGUUUAGCAGGGAUCAGUCACCAGCGCCAUUUGCCAAUCUUUAUGGAGUUCACCCUUUCUAUCUGUGCGUAGAGACUGACUCCAAUGCCCACGGUGUUCUCCUUCUGAACUCCAACGCCCAAGAUGUUUCUCUGAGUCCAAAUCCAUCCUUAACUUUCCGCACGAUUGGAGGCAUCCUUGACUUCUAUGUGUUCCUCGGACCAACUCCUGAAAACGUGGUUCAGCAGUACACCGAGGCUAUUGGACGCCCACACAUGCCUGCCUACUGGUCUCUGGGAUUUCAGCUCUCUCGAUGGGGUUAUGGAAGCAUUGAUGUUUUAAAGGAAACAGUUGAUCGCAUGCACUACUAUGAUAUUCCCUACGAUGUCCAGCAUUCUGAUAUUGAUUACAUGGAACGUCGUCUGGACUUUACCUAUGAUAAAGAAAAUUAUGCUGGUCUGCCAGAGUACAUUCAACAGCUGAAGGAAGAAGGAAUGCACUAUGUCUUGAUUCUGGAUCCUUUCAUAAGUAAGGAUGAAGAACCAGGUACUUACAAGCCUUAUGAUCUCGGAGAAGAAAUGGGAGUCUGGGUGAAUAAUUCUGAUGGUGUAACUCCCGCUGUUGGAAAGGCCUUUCCUGACGGACAUUCUGUGUUUCCUGACUACACCAACCCCAGGACAGUUGAAUGGUGGACCCAGCUGUGUCUGGAGUUAAAGGAUGUCCUUGACUACGAUGGGUUCUGGAUUGAUAUGAAUGAACCAUCCAAUUUUGAAAGAGGCCAGUAUCCUGGAUGUGCUGAUAAUGAUAUCAAUAACCCUCCUUACGUUCCUAGCAUUUCUGAUCACGCUCUGGCUCAAAAGACCUUGUGCCCUGACUCCAAGACGUACCUGGGAGAACACUAUAACACACACUCUCUCUUCGGCUGGUCACAGACGGCACCAACUUUCCAUGCUACCCAGAAGGCAACUGGAAAACGAGCAUUUGUCUUAAGUCGGUCUACAUUUGUUGGAAGUGGGAAACACGGGGGUCACUGGCUCGGUGACAACUUUUCACAGUGGAAAGACAUGCACCAGUCGAUCAUUGGAAUUCUGGAAUUUAACCUCUUUGGGAUUCCCUAUAUUGGUGCUGAUAUCUGCGGGUUUAACUAUAACACUACCUAUGAACUCUGCUUGCGCUGGAUGCAACUUGGCUCUUUCUAUCCAUUUUCCAGAAACCACAACUCAGAGGAAAACAGUGAACAAGACCCAGCAGUGUUUGGAGCAGAGUUUGCUGAGAUAUCUCGAGAAACGCUUCAGAUCAGAUACUCACUGCUGCCAUACUUGUACACCUUAUUCUUUGAGUCUCAUGUUCAUGGAAACACAGUGGCACGAUCACUGAUGCACGAAUUUACCUCUGAUCAGCAGACUCAUGAAAUAGAUACAGCCUUCCUUUGGGGACCUGCUUUUAUGAUUGCUCCGGUUCUUCAAGAGGCAACAAGAUCUGUGGAUGUGUAUUUCCCUGAAGCACCAUGGUUUGACUACUACACAGGCGAUAAAGUGCCAGCUUCCUGGCUCAAGAGCUAUGCUACUGUUGAUGCCCCAUUGAACAAGAUCCCUCUGUUCCUGCGCGGAGGCUACAUUCUGCCCAAACAGGCACCAGCCACAACAACAACCAAGAGCCGUCUGAACCCAUUUGGGCUCAUUAUUGCCCUGGAUGAUGAAGGGGAAGCCUCCGGGUCGCUCUUCUGGGACGAUGGUGAUUCGAUUGAUACUAUUGAAAAGGAAAUCUACUUCUUGGCUAAAUAUACAUUCAGCGAAGGAAACCUGAAGACAGAAAUAGUUAAAGAUGGCUACCGAGGGGCUGACUCCCUGCAAUACAACACAAUUACGAUCCUUGGCCUGAAACUGAGGCCUCAAGCUGUCGCUCUGAAUGGAAGGGCCGUCCGCAGAGAUGCUUUCUCUUAUGAGACAAACGGGAAACUCACUUUAUCGCUUUCUGAACCACUUACUCAGGAGCUCAACAUUUCAGUUUACUAGAAUGUUUAGAAAACUCUGACAUAAUUUAGCAUCCUCAGCCCUCAGAUGUUGAUCUCACUGAUGUAAAAAAGCAUCUAGUCAUUAAAAUGUUGCUUAUGUGCCUGAUGACUGCUCUUCUCCUAUAUUGUACUUGUAAUUCACUGUUCUUCAAAUAAAAUUUUCAUUAGCAGUUAA